Molecule: messenger RNA, 685 nt
Organism: Abrus precatorius (Indian licorice)
Lineage: Eukaryota; Viridiplantae; Streptophyta; Magnoliopsida; Fabales; Fabaceae
Product: DNA-directed RNA polymerases I and III subunit RPAC2
Exons: 4
Coding region: 144-464 (106 amino acids)
Biological process (GO): DNA-templated transcription
Cellular component (GO): RNA polymerase I complex; RNA polymerase III complex
Molecular function (GO): DNA-directed RNA polymerase activity; DNA binding; protein dimerization activity
Source: RefSeq, a predicted model, not a curated record
GCUCUGCGCAACGACGUCGUUUAACUUGGGCUAGUGGCUACACCCAAACCAGAACCCUUUCUUCUUCUUCCCCAACCCUUCGCCGCCGCACCCUAAUCCCUUUCACCAUUCGUUCUCAACGGCGUGGAGAUUGAUUUUCGGUGAUGGAACUUGGAUCAUACUCUGAUCAGAGUAAAUCAACAUUUUCUCUCGUAGAUGAGGAUCACACUUUUGCAAAUGCUGUCAGAUUCACCUUGAAUCAAGAUCCAAGAGUGACAUUUUGUGGGUACAGCAUUCCUCAUCCUUCAGAAAAUCGUGUUAAUAUCAGAGUCCAGACAACAGGGGAUCCUGCACGCGAGGUGCUAAAAGAUGCAUGUCAAGAUUUGAUGCUUAUGUGCCAGCAUGUUAGGAGCACUUUUGAUAAUGCAGUCAAUGAUUUUAAAACCAAUCCUCCGAAGGAUAAAAAGAAUAUGGAUAUCAAAUAGUGUGCUAGUUAUAGUUUUAAUUUGUAUUGAAGCUGAUUUUGCUGCGCAUCUUUGGUUUUUAUUCCUGUAGAGAGACAUAUCUUCUAGUUUUAUAUUUUGCCCACGUGGCAGCUACACUGAAAUAUGAUGAGCAUGAAAAGGCAUGUGCCAAACUAGUGUUAGAAUUCGUAAUCAAAUUUUGAAUUUACUUUCAGGAAGCUAACUUAAUUCCUGAAAAUUCU